Molecule: messenger RNA, 4351 nt
Organism: Elaeis guineensis (African oil palm)
Lineage: Eukaryota; Viridiplantae; Streptophyta; Magnoliopsida; Arecales; Arecaceae
Product: pentatricopeptide repeat-containing protein At5g27270
Biological process (GO): mitochondria-nucleus signaling pathway; chloroplast-nucleus signaling pathway
Cellular component (GO): chloroplast
Molecular function (GO): protein binding
Source: RefSeq, a predicted model, not a curated record
GGUCUCGGCGGCUCCCUCCCACUCUUCUCCCUCCCUCGCCCCGCCGCCCCAAACCCCUGGAAAGAAAAAGAAAAGAAAAAAAACUAUGGAGUCCACCAAAACCCCUUUCCUCUCCCCCUUGUCCCCUCCCCCAAAAAAACCCUUCCUCCCUCCCUCCAAAUCCACAAAUCGCCCCCCAAAACCCCUCAAAACCCCACGCCGCUCCGCCCCUGUCCGCGCAUGCUACGUCUCUGACCCCUGGACCCUCAGCGACGGCAACGGCAAGCCCCUGACGAGGCCCUACCGGCGCCACCCCCGGAAGCCCCUCUCCGACGACGACGCCCGCCGCAUCAUCAACGCCAAGGCCCAGUACCUCAGCCGUCUGCGCCGCAACCAAGGGAGCGGCGCCCAGACCCCGCGCUGGAUCCGCCGAACGCCGGAGCAGAUGGUCCGGUACAUCGAGGACGACAGGGACGGGCAUUUAUACGGGAAGCACGUGGUGGCGGCAAUCAAAGCCGUGCGGAGCCUCUCCGGGUGGCCGGAGGGGUCCUACGAUAUGAGGGAGGUGAUGGCGUCGUUCGUCGUGAAGCUGAGCUUCCGGGAGAUGUGCAUCGUGCUCAAGGAGCAGCGUGGGUGGCGCCAGGUCAGGGAUUUCUUUGCCUGGAUGAAGCUGCAGCUAUGCUACAGACCCAGUGUAAUUGUCUACACGAUUGUUCUUAAAACAUAUGGCCAAGUUGGAAAGAUCAGACUUGCAGAACAGAUAUUUCUGGAGAUGCUUGAAGCAGGCUGUGAACCUGAUGAAGUUGCUUGUGGCACUAUGCUUUGCACGUAUGCUAGGUGGGGACGGCAUAAGGACAUGUUAUUAUUUUAUUCUGCUGUGCGUAGGCGAGAUAUCUUACCCUCUGUUGCAGUUUUUAAUUUCAUGAUUUCAUCUUUGCAAAAGCAGAAGCUGCAUGUAAAGGUUAUCCAGUUGUGGAAGCAGAUGUUGAAUGCUGGAGUAGAGCCCAAUCGUUUCACUUAUACAGUUGUUAUAAGUUCAUAUGCCAAAGAAGGCCUUAUGGAGGAAGCUUUGGAUGUGUAUCGAAAAAUGAAAAAAUCUGGACUCAUCCCUGAGGAGGCAACAUAUGGCCUUUUGAUCAGCUUAACUGCAAAACAUGGCAAAGGAGAUGAGGCACUAAGACUUUAUGAAGAGAUGAAGCCUCUGGGUAUUAUUCCAAGUAACUAUACUUAUGCUUCGCUUCUGUCUUUGCAUUAUAAAAAUGCUGAUUACUCUAAAGCGCUCUCACUCUUUUCAGAGAUGGAAAGGAAUAAAAUUAUGCCUGAUGAAGUUAUCUAUGGUAUACUUAUUAGGAUAUAUGGCAAACUUGGCCUGUAUGAGGAUUCGCAAAAAACUUUUGAAGACAUUGAAAAAUUAGGUCUCCUUAGUGAUGAGAAAACAUAUGUAGCAAUGGCGCAGGUUCAUCUGAAUGUUGGAAGCCAUGAGAAAGCUUUAGAAGUUAUUGAGCUCAUGAGGUCUAAAGAUGUGGAGCUGUCAGAUUUUGCAUAUAGUUUUUUACUUCGGUGUUAUGUCUCCAAGGAAGACGUGGCUUCUGCAGAAUAUGUGUUUCAAAAUCUAUCAAGGAAUGGCUUUCCUGAUUCAAUCUGCUGCAAUGACUUACUUACGCUCUAUGUUAAAUUAGGUCUUCUGGAGAAGGCCAAAGCAUUAAUCUCACAGAUGACAAAACAUGAAGUCCACUUUGAUGAGAACCUUUAUGAGACUGUUAUGGAAGUAUAUUGCAGAGAGGGGAUGAUAAAUGAGGCUGAACAAUUAAUAAAGGAGAUGGAAGAUGUUGGAUCAUGCAUGGAUAACACCACAAAAACGUCAUUGAUGGCCAUGUAUGGGGAAGCUGGAUGGCUUCAGAAAGCAGAAGACUUGUUAAAGACCUUAGAGCAACCAGACACUACAGCACUCAGUGUGAUGCUUUGCCUGUACAUAGAAAAUGGUGAUACCUGUAAAUCCAAAGAAAUUUUGAAGACCAUGUUGGAGACUACUGGUGGCUUGUCUGCUGCAAGCCAGCUGAUCUGCAAAUUUGUUAGGGAAGGAAGUAUAACUGAAGCGGAAUCCAUGUAUAGACAGUUAAUGGAGCUUGGUUUCAGACCUCUGGACUCAGCAGCUGCUUCUAUGAUUACUUUAUAUGGUCAGUGCCAGCAACUAAAACAAGCCCAAGAAAUAUUUGAUUCAAUGGCUCAAUCUUCAAGCACUAGAGGAGCUAUUUAUAACUCGAUGGUAGAUACCUUUUGCAAAUGUGGUAAAAUCGAUGAGGCAAACCAGCUCUACAAAAAAAUGGUUGAUCAAGGCUAUACUCCGGAUGCGGUCACCAUCAGUAUACUCGUAUAUGCUUUAAUGAAGCACGGCAAAUAUCAGCAGGCAGAAAACAUUAUCAAUGACAGUUUUCAUGAUGGCGUGGAGCUUGAUACUGUUGCAUACAAUACUUAUAUAAAAGCAAUGCUUGAUGCAGGUAAACUGCACUCUGCUGUUAGCAUAUAUGACCGCAUGAUUUCAUCUGGUGUUCCCCCAUCUCUUCAGACAUACAACACUAUGAUCAGUGUAUAUGGUCAAGGAGGAAAGUUGGAGAAGGCUAUUGAGAUAUUCAACACUGCACAAGACUCGGGUCUCAUAAUAGAUGAGAAAGCAUAUACCAAUAUGAUUAGCUUUUAUGGAAAGGCUGGUAGGAGUCAAGAAGCUUAUCAACUAUUUAGUAAAAUGAAGGGGGGUGGAAUAAGACCUGGAAAGAUUAGUUACAAUAUCAUGAUCAAUGUUUAUGCCACUUCUGGACUUCAUCAUCAAGCAGAAAAUCUUUUUGAAGACAUGCAAGAAGAUGGCCAUUUCCCUGAUUCCCUCACAUACCUUGCACUGAUUAGAGCAUACACUGAGAACCAUAACUAUUGCAAAGCAGAGAAUAUUAUUCAGAGGAUGUUAAAGGAGGGAAUUAGUCCUUCAUGUGCUCAUUUCAACCACCUAAUCUUUGCCUUCAUAAAAGAAGGGAACAUUCCAGAGGCAGAAAGAGUGUAUGGGCAAUUGAAACAAAUGGGCUUGAGUCCUGAUUUAGCAUGCUGUCGAGCUAUGAUGAGGGCAUAUAUGGACCAUGGGCUUAUUGACAAAGGUAUAGCAUUCUUUGAAACAGUCAAUGGGUUUGUAAAACCUGAUGGGUUUUUCUUAAGUGCUGCUGUUCAUCUGUAUGAGUUUGCUGGCAAGGAAUCUGAAGCUGGGGAUAUUAUAGAUAACAUGAAUCUGCAGGGACUCUUGUUUCUAAGAAACCUGAGAAUUGGAUCAAAGUCUGUAACAGCACAGAAUAUGAUGUGAUGAAGUUGAACCAGGCAGUGACUUAUAAAUUGCAUCUAGACAUAUUCAUCUCAUGGUGUGGCUCUCAGCAUGAUUGGGCUGAUUACCCAGAUUGUUCAUAUGGUGUCGAUGUGUGUUAUUAUGUGGCUGCUCACAAAUGAUAAGGAUAUUAAUAGCUUCAAAGCCCAUGAGAUGAUGCCUUGGUUAGUUGGCAUUGUAUAGAAAGCUGUUUCUUUAUAUAUAGGUGGUGUGGACUGAGUUGGGUGACAAUCAUCAAAUGAGAAGGAACAUGAGUUGCUCAAUGCACCAGCUGUAAUCGGCUAUGAUGUGAGAAGAUAAUGAUUACUCCUACCAAAUACAUUUAUAUGAGAGAUGUGAUUGUAAGGUCUGCAUUUUAGUGCAGUGUAUUCUGAAUUUUGCUUACAAAAUGAGCGGAAUGAUCUGAUCGAGGACAAGUAUUAACUAAUGAAGGCAUCAUGCAGGAUAGCAAAAUUUUCACGAUGUUGACAUUGAUUAGCCAAUUACCAGACUUGAUAUUGGACCUUAAGCUAUCACAGGACCUGCUUGGUAGGACCUCUCUGAAGGCUGAUGAGAAAGAGAAAAACGACUUGAAACUUCCGCAAAAGACUGCGGCUGUUUGACUGCCUCUGAUGAAAGAUAGAAUUACAGAAAACUAGAUAAAUUUGCUCUUGAUUGUCGAUGGUUGUUUAUGUUCAACUUUUGGCACCUCUUGUUUCUUAAAUAAUGAAUAUGAGUUUAGAAUGUCGUCCUACGAGGGAGUCCAGAGCCAAAGGGGCUCGGUACUUUUUUGAGUUAUAGUGUUCAAAAGAGGGGACCCUCCUGAAGUUUAGUGUAUCACCCACAGAGCUGCCAACUAAUGGGGCAUUUUCUCAGCUCGUCCCUGUAUAAUGUACAGUUCUUAUUGUACGGUAACAUUGUAAUGCACUUUAGAAUUCAUUUCUCAGGAAAUUCAAUGGAAAUGAUGUCAAGUUGCAACAUAUAAUGGUGGUUGAUCAUGUAGUUGAAACUCCCCAUCUUCAGGGGAUUAAU